GUGGUUCGGGAUCAGAUCUCCCACUGCACCGUGAAGCUGCGCCAGACCACCGGACUCAUGGAGUACUGUCUGGAGGUCAUUAAGGAGAAUGACCCCAGUGGUUUCCUACAGAUCUCGGACGCUUUAAUCCGGAGGGUCCACAUGACAGAGAGUCAGUGGGGGAAGGGAACCCUCACCCCGAGGAUGACCAGCGACUUUGACCUGACCCUGGACAGCGGACCCCUGCAGCAGACCAUCCACCAGCUGGACUUUGUGCAGAUGAAAGUCCCAGCUGCUCCCAUGCUCCAGCUGGAGGAAUGCUGCACGCAGAACAACAGCGCCACGUUGUCAUGGAAACAGCCGCCGCUCUCCACCAUCGUUGUUGAGGGAUACAUCUUAGAGCUGGAUGACGGAAACGGGGGUCCGUUCAGGGAAGUGUACGUGGGACCGGAGACCAUCUGCACAGUAGAUGGACUCCACUUCAACAGCACUUAUAAGUCCAGAGUGAAAGCCUUUAAUGCCAGUGGAGUGGGCCAGUACAGCAAGACCCUGAUCAUGCAGACCUCUGAGGCUGGAGUCCCUCCAUGUGACAUUCAGUCUAUAGGCUCAGUGGCCUGGUUCACCUUCGACCCAGUGUCCGCUCACCCCGACAUCGUCUUCUCCAACGACAACCUGACGGUGUCGUGCAGCAGCUACGACGACCGGGUGGUGAUGGGAAACACCGCCUUUUCCCGCGGCGUCCAUUACUGGGAGAUGACAGUAGAUCGCUACGACAACCACCCCGACCCGGCCUUCGGCGUCGCACGUGUCGACGUCCUGAAGGAUGUGAUGCUGGGGAAGGACGACAAGGCCUGGGCCAUGUACGUGGACAAUAACCGCUCCUGGUUCAUGCACAACAACUCACACACCAACAGGUCUGAYGGUGGCAUCACUAAAGGAUCUACAAUAGGGGUGUUGCUGGACUUCACACGAGGUCUCCUCAUCUUCCUCAUCAAUGAUGAGCAGCAGGGUCCGGUUGCCUUUGAAGGCCUGGAAGGCACAUAUUACCCCGCAAUCAGCCUCAACCGAAAUGUUCAGGUCACACUUCACACUGGUCUACCCAUUCCGGAUUUUUACACCCCGGGGGAGGCAGAUCCGACCAGUUCCGUGUGCUAAAGACUCUCCUCUGCGUUUUUGAGGAAAACCUCUCCAGGAUCUCCCACCCUCCUGCCCCUCAGAACCAGUGAGCCCACCACAUUCUCUGGACAGCCAACCGUUCAGUCCUGAGCCAUAUUUCUUUCAUGCAUAAACUUUGGACAUUUGACCACGAGCAGGACAAUGUCCACACAGAUGGUGCUUUGCCACCUUUAAAAUGUAUUUUCAUGUCAAGCUGAUGGAUUUCAAAUGCUACUGUAUCAAAUCUAUGAGAGACAUAGGAAACUAAAGAAAUAUUUUGAGAUUUUAAAAAAUAUGUUCAUCUGCAUUUGAGUCCAGCAUUGCAGAAAACAAGAAUGGAACGCCAUUGUCUUUAUUCAAGUUACAGUCAUUUAUUAGUUUUGUAGGCAGAAUGUAGUGAAGUUCUGCAGAUUCAUCAGGAGACUAUGAAUGUAAAGUUUGCCCAAAAUGUCAGAUUCUGUCUAAAAAAAAUUUUUUGUAAAGAGGUUUGUUAGAAACACUUUCUGACAGUGUCCUGURUAUUUUAUCCUUCAUGCUUAUUCCUCCUUUUUGCCAGAGUCUGACCACGACCCAUUCAAACCCCUGAGCGGAGAAUGAAUCAACUUUUGUGACAGUAUGUGUGAAAGUGUGUGGGAUGAGUUGAGACUGCUCACCAUCUACAGAACCAGAGCUACAGUCUGACUCUCAGCUAUGUUAUUGCUAUCUCUUUGUGCAUUCAGAAAGCUUUUUUUAGUAGCUUAGCUCAAGUGAAACUUCUACUGUUUUUUUAAAAGGACAGCACUGAGGUCUACAUUACUGCUGGAGGUCAUUGGAUUAUYCAGCCUUUAUUUGCUGUGCAGCUCUUAUAACUGGAGCUUGGGAGGUAUUGUGGUUGUAUGUUUAUGUAGAAGUCAGAUAAAAGUGGGUUAAAGACUGUAAAGAUGUUUUUUUAAAGGUGCUAAAGCAGCUUGCGUAGUUUUGGCUUUUUAUUUUGUUGUUUGAAUACUAGUAGUUUUGUAAUAUUAUUAAAAUAUUCUAUUACGAAGAGGUGUAUUGUUAAAUAAGUUAUUGAUGUUAAAGAGUUUUUCAGUGAGGAUUUAUCAUUUUACUAGUGUAUAGCUAUAACAGACGAUUAAAAAAAAUUCUGUUUUAUA
This is a messenger RNA of Austrofundulus limnaeus, 2267 nucleotides long. RefSeq names its product E3 ubiquitin-protein ligase TRIM9. Gene Ontology annotation, molecular function: zinc ion binding; protein binding. The record is from RefSeq and is a predicted model, not a curated record. Lineage: Eukaryota; Metazoa; Chordata; Actinopteri; Cyprinodontiformes; Rivulidae. Gene Ontology annotation, cellular component: cytoplasm.